UGCAGCGAUAGUUAGUUACAGUGAUAAUCUAAAAUCCCCGAAACUGUCGCAUCGCCUUCCGUCUUCAAAUCUUCAUGCGCAAACCCUAAUUUUUCAUCUUCUUCAUUCUAUAUUUUUUCCCCAAAAUCAAAACACAAAAAUAGACAGAAAAUCAGAGAGAUUAUACAGGUUUUUAUUUUUAUAUGUUAUACAGUUAACCGAACAGAAGUAAUUCCAGAGUCAAAUUGGGUUUCCAAGUUCCAGAUUGAGGGAAAAGGUAAUAAAAAAAGAAGCUGUGGGUUUUAUCGCCGGGUUGCCGCGUCUGGCGAGUCAAGUUUAGCGGCUUGUUGUUGAAGGAUUCUACAGAUUUAGAUCUGAAGGUUUUCUACUAGUUGUCAAAAAGUAGUAUAAAGCAUUUGAGAUUUGAACUCCAUUAGUAUUUCGUCAUGGACUUGGAAAAAAGGAGCGGAAAUGAAGGUGGGAGCAAAAUCUCUGGUACCCAUCCAGAGGUUCUUGAUGGGAAUGGGAACAAGAAGCAUUCAGAAACAAUUCUGGAUGUCACUGAUGCAAAUAGAAGCAGUAUGCUUCCAGAAGAGGUUGCUGAUAAAAAUGGAAGCAGUAGUUAUUUUGAAUUGCAACCGGGGUUGGCGGGUGGAUCUGAGAGCAGCAACCUUUUUCAGAUCAAUCCAGAGAUAUAUCCAGAAGUCGUUGGUAGGAGUCAGAGCAGUAAGAAAUCAGACCCACAUUUAGAACUCACCGGUAGUGACAAUAGUUGUAAGGAUUCGAGAAUAGAACCAGAUGCUUCUAUUAGUGAAGGCCAUGAACCCAUUCCAGCCAAAAAACUUGGGUCUUCCUCCUCUUCUUCAUCCUCAUCAGUCUCAUCAACAGAUGAUCUCUUCCAAGUGAAUGUGAACGAUAUGAACAACUCCAUAUCACCUAAAGCUAAUGAGGAUAUCAGACCAAUACCAAUAGUUGAUGAAAAUGAAGGUUGCAGUGACUACAAUCCAAAAUCAGAAGUCCUUGACAAUGUAUCUCCAGGUCUAACAUCAACUUCUCAAACCUCUGGCAUCACCAGCGAGCAAUUAGCCAAUGGAAUGUCGCCAACAACACAAUCCCCACCUAUCCAAACGAUGGACAGAUCGGAAGGAUAUGAUCCUCUUAGGAUUCCAUCCUCCAUCUUUUCAUCAAGUAAACCUUCAACGCCGAUGGAGUGGAGUGUUGCCUCCAAUGAAUCAUUGUUUAGCCUCCAUAUUGGCAACAGUAGUUUCAGAGACCAAGCUUUUAUGUAUGGGGAUCUAACCAAGUCUGGAGAGCUUACUAAGUCAGCUGAAUUAUUCAUGCUAAGCCCACCACCUGCAAGUGCAGUUGCAGAAGCUGACGGAAAGUUUUCAGCUCCUGUGCCGGGAAAUGACGCGCAAAAUGUUGGAAAGAAUGAUGAGCCUGUGAAAGAUGCAACAAAGCCAGAUGGGGAAGAUAAGAGAGAUCAAAAGGCCCAAGCUCCAGUAGUAUCCUGGAAUUCCAUCAAUUCCAACCAUUCUUAUGAAAGUGGAAUCAGCCAGAACUCCUUUACUUUCCCAGUUUUGGCAGAUGGGGUAAGAAGUGCUUCUGCAACAACAGAUGAUGAGAAGCCGCAUCACCAACCAUCGGACUCUGAAGUGGCACCAAAACAAGCUUCCUGUGGCUGGUUUCCAUGCUUGUCUUACUGCUAUCCAUGCUCUUGUUCGUGGCCUAAGUGCUUUCGUACUUGUUGUUGAAAGAGAGAGUACUAAUGAGCCAGAACGCUAAGUUUUGCCUCUUCAAAAUGGCUUCCUUCUUGACCCUCUAGUACUUUAAACUGAGUGAAAGCACAGGGACAUCUGUGAAACUCGCUUCUAAUUUAUCAACCUGGCAAACCCUGCAAAAUAUGAAAGCUUCACUUCCUUAAUGAUCAAGGCUGCAACCUUCGAUCAUUUCCAGGUUCAAAUGUAGUUUGUCAGCUAACGUUGGGUGGCUUCAUUAUGCGGGGGAAAAGAAGAUGCUGCCCAAAUGACUCCGAAAUCUGCAGACCUAUAUGCAGUUGUUUGAAGAAUUUUGCAAGGAAAGUUGUAGGUGAUUUUGCUUUUGGCAUCUUAAAUGUGUAUAUCUUCUCUUCUGCACUCAAUAGAGCUGUAAAUUCUUCUCUGAGACUGACCCUUUUAGUUUUAUUAGAGGAUUAACUUGUUUUUGAAUCGUUUACACUCCUGUUAUCUGCUGACCGUGAAUGAACAACUUGACCAAAUCAUCUCCUAACUGCAUCAGAAUUCUGACAAUCUUGACAGGGGAAAUCUGGUCAGUGGUUCUUAUUGAACAUGUGUUUGAUUGGGGGUGCCGGAAGUAGCUGCAGCAGCUGAUGGUGUGUUUUUACUUGGUAGCAUGCAUGGGUGGAUAGAAGUUGAAGUGUAAGCUCUCAUAUUUUACUCUUUUUUUUCUUCUUUGGGCUUAGUUUAUGCAAUA
This is a messenger RNA of Tripterygium wilfordii, 2451 nucleotides long. RefSeq lists its product as uncharacterized. NCBI's taxonomy places the organism in Eukaryota, Viridiplantae, Streptophyta, Magnoliopsida, Celastrales, Celastraceae. The transcript has 4 exons. The coding region runs from base 426 to 1733 and encodes 435 amino acids. The record is from RefSeq and is a predicted model, not a curated record.